Molecule: messenger RNA, 1473 nt
Organism: Cyanidioschyzon merolae strain 10D
Lineage: Eukaryota; Rhodophyta; Bangiophyceae; Cyanidiales; Cyanidiaceae
Product: pre-rRNA processing protein bystin
Exons: 1
Coding region: 1-1473 (490 amino acids)
Biological process (GO): rRNA processing
Cellular component (GO): nucleolus; preribosome, small subunit precursor; cytoplasm
Molecular function (GO): snoRNA binding
Source: RefSeq, a predicted model, not a curated record
AUGCCAGUCAAGCAUUUGUCUCUUGAGGCUCGAAAGCGCAAGCCCGAGAAGCGGAGCGCUCUCUGGCACCAGAAACCGCUGCCACAGCAACUUGCCGGGGAAGUCCAACCGGUUCGUGCCAGACCACGUCGCAAGAGCCUUGACGGCGCUCAGCGCGAGGCACGCUCUCCAGGUCAUUCGAGUUCCGACUCCGAUGAACUUCGAGAUGUUGAACAACUUAAGGGAUCUUUGGCGUUCGAUCUAUUUCAAGGUGAUUCAAGCCACAACCGGGAAACUCGGGCGUUACAACUUGCGACGGAGCAACUACUUGAAACUGAUUAUGAUCUGGACGAAGCGGCACUCGUGUGGGGAGCCACGGAACCUGGACGCCCUAAACGUCGGCGCGCUUCCAGUAAUUUAGGUGAGAUCGAGUUCGAGUCAGACUUCUCAAAGUCUGAGGAGUCGUCGCUAUCAGGGUCCAGUGACACUUUUUCGGAUUCUGCCGUUGAAGAUAGUAUUGUCCACUCAGAAGAUUCCACUGCACUUCUACAAAUGACGGAGGAAGAACGGGACGCGCUUAGAUCAUUUGAACUUUCGCGUGCUGAUCCGUCUGCAACAAUCAACUUGGCGGACUUGGUUGCAGCAAAGCUCCGUGAGGGCGCCGCCGCAUCCCCUGGUGGCCUCCCCGGUGCUGGGAGCGCAACGGGCGCGCCAGAGAGCCAAAGUCGAGAGGCUAGAUUUCGUCAACUUUACGAAUCUGUAGGUGAAGUGAUGCAUCGAUACAAAUCCGGCAAGGUUCCAAAAGCGUUCAAGCUCAUGCCGGCUCUGAGGGACUGGUACGACGCGAUGUGGCUGACCCGGCCAGAGCAAUGGUCGCCUCAAGCUCUUUUCGUCGCUACGAAGGCAUUCGCGUCGAACUUGGACCAAGCAGCAGCUCAAAAGUUUUAUACCUCUGUUUUGCUGCCGAGGUGUCGCGAAGACAUUUCUGCAAGAGGCAAAUUGAAUGUACACUUAUUUCAAGCCUUGCGAAAAGCGACGUACAAACCGCAGGCUUUUUACAAGGGCCUAAUCUUUCCAUUGAUCGAUAAUGAGUGCUCACUACGAGAAGCAGCGGUUUUUGGUGCUGUCUUGAAUCGUUGUCACAUUCCGGCCCUACAUUCGGCGGCUGCGUUACUCUAUCUGUCCCAGAAGCCGUAUUCUGGACCCGUCGCACUCUUUAUUAGAGUGCUUUUAGACAAAAACUAUGCGCUCCCCCGCCGCGUCAUCGAAGCAUUGUUGAAGCACUUCCUUCGGACUCGAGGGGACUGCCGCGAUUACCCUGUACUCUGGCACCAGAGCCUGCUCGCCUUCGUGCAAUACUUUAAGUCAGAUCUUUCUGCAGCGCAGGUGGAGUCCCUUCGUUCGUUGCUUCGGGAAAAGCGGCACCAUUCAAUUACACCUGCGAUUCACCACGAAAUUCAGAGCAUUGUCCAGCAGAGAGACGGGGAGAUUUGA